Messenger RNA from Oryza brachyantha (malo sina), 787 nucleotides. Its product is annotated as small nuclear ribonucleoprotein SmD1a. Gene Ontology annotation, biological process: RNA processing; spliceosomal snRNP assembly. Lineage: Eukaryota; Viridiplantae; Streptophyta; Magnoliopsida; Poales; Poaceae. The transcript has 4 exons. The record is from RefSeq and is a predicted model, not a curated record. The coding region runs from base 111 to 455 and encodes 114 amino acids. Gene Ontology annotation, molecular function: RNA binding. Gene Ontology annotation, cellular component: U2 snRNP; commitment complex; U1 snRNP.
CGGAUGAAACUAGGGUUUUGCUCCUCCCGCUUCCACUCCGAGAAAGCGAGCCGUUCGAGCUCUGCCGAUUCUGCCCGUGGCUCGCUCCUCCGGUCCCGGCCGCUGACAAGAUGAAGCUCGUCAGGUUUCUGAUGAAGCUGAACAACGAGACGGUCACCAUCGAGCUCAAGAACGGUACCGUCGUCCACGGCACCAUCACUGGUGUGGAUAUAAGCAUGAAUACCCAUUUGAAGACUGUCAAGCUCACCUUGAAGGGGAAAAAUCCUGUAACCCUUGAUCACCUGAGUGUGAGAGGGAACAACAUUCGCUAUUACAUCCUCCCCGAUAGCUUAAAUCUGGAAACCUUACUGGUGGAGGAUACCCCAAGAGUCAAGGCUAAGAAGCCAACUGCAGGGAAACCUUUGGGACGGGGUCGUGGACGUGGCCGUGGCCGUGGUCGGGGCAGGGGGCGCUGAGCUUUGCUGUUCCCUUUUUCUGAAGCUCUUGCAGUGCAGAAGUUUUUAAUUUCUAUUAGAGCAUAGAUGCCAGUCUUAGUAGUUCUUGCUGUGGAAUUAUCUUGGCAUUUGACCUAAUGUUCAUUUCUCUCAGGUUACAUCAUUCGAAUUUUUAAGUGGUAUGUUGUUAGUUUGGCUAUUUUAAUAUAAUUUCUUCUGUAUUAAUACUGAGUAAGUGCUUGAAAUGUCUUGAUCUAUUAAAGGCACCUUUGAAUCAAAGGAUCUGUGGAGGAAUUUUGUAGGAUUCAAAUCCUAUAGAAAAUUUUCCUAUACUGCUCUUUGAAACAAGGGAU